Messenger RNA from Hydra vulgaris (swiftwater hydra), 2214 nucleotides. Lineage: Eukaryota; Metazoa; Cnidaria; Hydrozoa; Anthoathecata; Hydridae. The record is from RefSeq and is a predicted model, not a curated record.
AGGUAUUUGGGUCUUAAAAGAGCAUAUGCUUGUUAUAAUUCGUCAAUUUGAAUACUAUGGUGGGUUUAUCAAUGUGUCAAUAAAGUCUUAUACAAGUCAGAGAGCGUUUUGGGAUGUGUCUAUUAUUAACAAUUUUGGUGGAUUUGUUCGUAAAAUAUCUUACAACACAAGUCAUAAUGACUAUUUCACUUAUAAUAUUAUUCUUAAGUACGAUGAAAUAAAAACCUCAAAACUUAAUCAGGAAAGAAAAGAGGAUUUAAAAUGCGAUACAUAUUUAAAGGAGGUGAAAAGCUAUAAUUCCUAUUUAUCGGAAUUAUUGAACAAUGAUCAAUAUCAAAUGAUUGGAUUUUAUCUUACUUUUGACUAUCAAUCAAAUGGGAAAAAUAUAGAAAACUCAAUGUAUUUGUUCUCUGUAGAUGUAUUUUUGUAUGGUUUAAAAAGAUGUCAAAAAGGAUGGGUUUUAAAUAAAGUUGGAAACAGCUGUGUUGAUUAUGAUGAGUGCAAAAGCUUGAAUCCCCCAUGUUCGUGGAAAAACAGCGUAUGUAUAAAUACAAAUGGAAGCUAUAAUUGUUCUUGUAUGAAGGGAUGGUUUUUGGAUGGUGAAAGCUGCUUGGAUCAUGAUGAGUGUAAUAAUACAAAUCCUCCUUGCCCUUGGAACCGUGGAGUUUGCCAAAAUCUUAAUGGUAGUUAUUUGUGCACUUGUUUGAAUGGGUGGCAAUUAGGUUUCGAUAAUGUUAGCUGUGUGGAUUAUGAUGAGUGUAAUAGCACAAAUCCACCGUGUUUUUGGAACAAUGCUGUUUGUAAAAAUCUCAAUGGUAGCUAUAUGUGUUCCUGUAUAGAUGGAUGGUUUUUGAGUCAUAAUAAUGCAAGCUGUGUUUCAGAACAAAAUGUUUCUCAAAAUGCAAUGCUAAAUGUUUCUGGAUAUAAAAAAAUAUAUAUUAUCUUGGCAGCAGUUUUAGCUCCUAUUUUGGUUGUUGUUGCUGCUUUGGUUUUGAGAAUUCUUAAGAACAAAAAAACAAGUCUAAUAUUCAGGAAUUCAAAUCAUUUUAUUUAUGCAAGCUCCAAGGAGUACUACAAGGUUUCUUCUCAGGAAUGGAAGAUUUCUUACAAAAACAUUAUUUUAGAAAAAAAAAUUGGCGAAGGAGCAUUUGGUAACGUUUUUGUCGCGAAGAUUAAUGCAAACGUUCUUGCCAAAACAAAGUAUUUUAGUAAUUCUAGAAGCAGUUCAUUUGCUGAUUGUCAAUGUGUGAUCAAAAGUUCUGAUGUUGAUGUUGCAGUUAAAGUUUUGAAAGAUGGUGCAAAUCAAUCUGAGUUGAAUGAUUUUAUUGAAGAAAUAAAUCUUAUGAAAGAGACUGGAUAUCAUAAAAAUAUUGUCAGUAUGAUUGGUUUUUCCAGCAUUGAAAACUCUUUAUGUUUAAUUGUUGAGUAUAUGGAAAAUGGAGAUUUGUUGCAGUUUUUACGAAAUAACCGCUCUAAAAUAUCAAAGAAAAAUGGGGAACUUGCUAGUUUUAUUUACACUUUAGAGUUUCAAGAUGAUCUUGAGGUAAUAGAAAAAACAAAAAACGAGAUUCAGCUAAUGGAGAUUGACUUGCUAACACCUAAUGAUUUGCUACGUUUUGCAUGGCAAGUAGCAUCUGGAAUGGAAUAUCUUUCUUGUAUAAAACUCAUACAUCGAGACCUUGCCGCACGAAAUGUAUUGGUCGGUGCAGACAAAAAUCUUAAAAUAUCUGAUUUCGGUUUGACAAGGAAAGUUAAUAAUCAUGCGUAUAUUGGUAGCAAAACCCGUCGCUUACCAAUCAAGUGGAUGUCAACUGAAGCAAUAUUUGACCAUACAUUUACUUCAUGCAGUGAUGUGUGGUCAUACGGUAUAGUUUUAUUUGAGAUUGUUACUUUAGGAGGAACACCAUAUCCUACUAUUCCCAACUGUGAACUUCUAACACUUUUAAAGUCUGGUUACAGAAUGAAUCGACCUGAAAACUGUUCUGAACAAAUGUAUGACGUAAUGUUGCACUGUUGGAAUCAAGAUCCAUUACAGCGACCCACGUUUACUGAGUUACGUGAGUUUUUUGAUCAAAUUUUAUCUGAUGGCAGCUUUUAUGUUGAUAUGAAUAUCAAUGAAAAAAAUGUUUAUUACAAUACUGAUGCCUUCCACUGCAUAUCUGCUGAAACAAAAGUUCAAGCAACAAAAGAAUGAAUAAUCCUUAAGCUAUAUAU